AUGACCGAGACAGAGCAGCGUUACAGCCAGACAGAAAAGGAAGCGUUGGAAACAACAUGGGCCAUCCAACGGUUUGACGAAUUCGUCCGCGGCAUCACCUUUGAUGUUGAGACAGAUCACCUACCACUCGUUUCUCUCUUCGGCAAGAUGGAGCUGGACAUAAUGCCGCCUCGGAUACAGAGGCUCAGGUUAAAGACCAUGCGAUACCAGUUCCGAAUGCUCCACGUGCCAGGAAAGCUGUUAGCUACGGCAGAUACCUUGUCACGCAUCACCCAAAAGGCGUCCCUCCCCCUGGACACCGUGGAAUUAUUUGUAGCUCAAGUGGUCAGUGGCAUGUCAGAAGCCUUGCCACUAAUCCCAGAGGACGUGCGACAAGCACAAGAGUCCGAUGGCGAAUGCAGAGCCCUCACCUCCUUCUGCCAGAAUGGUUGGCCACAGAAGUCCAAACUGCCACUGCACCUCUCCCAGUAUGCCUCAGCAGCAGACGAGCUCUCUGUCUGCGACGGUGUUCUACUGAAAGGCGCCAGGAUGGUCAUCCCGCAUUCUCUUCGGCCGGCUGUUUUGACGCUGUUGCACGAAGGACACCAAGGCAUCAACAGGACAAAAGCUCUCGCUCGAGAGUCCAUUUGGUGGCUUGGCAUUUCGGCAGACAUUACCUCUCUGGCAACUAACUGCGAGCAAUGUGCUUCCACUCGGGUGAACCUAGCAGAUGCCCUGGUCUCCACGGUCCUACCUGAACGUCCCUGGGAACUUGUCGGCAUGAACCUGUUCCGCCUCCGCAGCCAGACAUUCAUCUUGGUGGUGGACUACCACUCCAGGUACCCUGAAGUUGUAACCUUGAGUAGCACAACGGCUCAGGCAGUCAUUGACGUUCUCAAAAGCAUCUUUGCCCGGCAUGCGAUUCCGCGAGAGGUCAGAUCAGACAACGGUCCACCGUUCUCUUCACGCGAGUUUGCAGCAUUGGCGGCAUCUCACGGCUUUGACCACGUCACCAGCAGCCCGCACUAUGCGCAAUCGAACGGUGAGGCGGAGAGAAUGGUCAGGACCAUCAAGGAGUUGUUUCGCAAAGCAACAGACCCUCAUCUGGCCUUGCUCAGCUACCGGGACACCACAGGAGUCGAUAGCUUCAGCCCAGUCCUGCUAUUGAUUGACCUCCAACCUUGCUAUUGA
Messenger RNA from Rhipicephalus microplus (southern cattle tick), 1170 nucleotides. RefSeq lists its product as uncharacterized. Lineage: Eukaryota; Metazoa; Arthropoda; Arachnida; Ixodida; Ixodidae. The record is from RefSeq and is a predicted model, not a curated record.